This is a messenger RNA of Onychostoma macrolepis, 2274 nucleotides long. It is a transcript of the gene tmem107l, whose product is annotated as transmembrane protein 107 like. Gene Ontology annotation, biological process: protein localization to ciliary transition zone; non-motile cilium assembly. The record is from RefSeq and is a predicted model, not a curated record. NCBI's taxonomy places the organism in Eukaryota, Metazoa, Chordata, Actinopteri, Cypriniformes, Cyprinidae. The transcript is spliced from 6 exons. The coding region runs from base 204 to 626 and encodes 140 amino acids. Gene Ontology annotation, cellular component: MKS complex.
AAAUAGAAGAAGAGUGUUGUCGUAGCAACCUGAAGCUUAAUGUUAUAGCGAAAGACUGUCCACAGAUUUUGUAGAUAAGUAUAACUGUUGCCUAAAAGCGUUAUAUUUAUGUUCUGCUUUGUCAUCUGUUAGAAACAAACUUACUUUCUGCACGCCAACUGAACUAUAUUAGCAGGUUUUAACACCUUUUAGAAAGCUGUUCAAUGUCGGUGGUAAGCAGUCUGGUGCCAGCCCGUUUCCUGACUCUCAUCGCGCACCUUGUAAUUGUCAUCAUCAUAUUCUGGUCUCGGGAGAACAGUGUCAGAGCCUGCCUACCACUGGAUUACACUAAUGAAGAAUACAGGUUAGAGGACACACGCCUUGUAGUGGGAUUAUCUGUGACCCUGGGACUGUUUGCUGUCGAGCUGGUUGGGUUCCUCUGUGGAAUCUCUAUGUUCAACAACAAUCAAGCUCUUCUAUCUAUUGGAUGUCAUGCCAGUGGCUCUGUGGCUUUGCUCUUCUUCUUGUUUGAGCAAUGGACCUGCAGCAUCUACUGGUGGAUCUUUGGCUUCUGUAGUGUGAUUCCAGCACUAUAUGAGAUGAUCCUUUUUGUUGUAGUGUUUGGAUUUAAGAGGAAGCCUCUAUGAGGAUCUCUGCACUCUUGGCUCAGGCAGAUAUUGUCCUUCCAUGACUGACGUACCAGAAUAUCCUGAAACCAGAAUAAUAUUCACUGGCACAAUAAAUUAGUGUUUUCCACGAGGCUUCUCUGGAGAGUUCUUAGACUGCUAAAUUAUGUUUGAAGGUUUUUUUAUGGUAUUAUGUGGAUACAAAUAACUGCUUUAAAUUUAUUUCUUGAAAAUAUCACAUUUUGUAUACAUUGUGUUGAAUUAAAGCAUGUUGUAUUUUGAUACAACUGAUCAACAAACUGGGCCUGUUCAUUCUUCACAUUUUCAAUAGAUUUGUACACCUAACAACUGUUAAUUAUAAACGCAGACAAUAUGCAUCUCACUUGUACUUUUUUACUUAAUUUAUACUAACUGCAUUCCCCAAAUUCAUACUAAAAACAAGAUUUUGUCAUAAUUUACUCAUCCUCAUCUCAUUCUAGAACUGGAUGAUCUACUUUCUUCUGUGAGGAAAAAAUAUAUAUAUAUUUUAAAGAAUGUUUCAACUGUUUUGUCAAUAUAGUGGACAAAAGAAUAUUGGACCCCAUUGACUUUUCUCGUAAGGACCAUAACAACACAGAUAUUUUUUUUUUAUAUUUUGUUUUAUGGUCCACAAAAGAAAGAAAGUCACAUAGGUUUAAAUAACAUGAUAUAAAUUAUGACACAAUUUUGGAGUGAAUUAUGACUAUAGGAUAUUUCUUUUUUCCAGGGUGAGAGAAACAUUUGGAGUGAACACUGAAUGUGAUGCUGUAAUCAUGAUCUGUUGACAUUUCAGCUGGAAGUGGAAGGUGGGUAACUCCAGGAGAAUGAGUGUGAGAAUUAGCCAACCAUCUGCAUAAGUCACAAGAUGUGUUGUAACUUUAACAAGUUAUCAUUUUUAUUUCAAGCAUAAUUGCCAGUCUGUAGCCUAUAUUUGCUGCACUCCUUAUUUUAGCUUAAAAUAACCCAGCAGUAAGAGGAGAGAAGUUCACCAUGGAGGAUUUCAUGUGAAUCCAAAUACCUCCAUGAUGUAUUCCAUCAGCUUACAAGGGUACAUUUAUAUUUAUGUUCUUAGCAAACAUCAAGGUGUUUGUUGAUAUGCUGUAGAACUGCCAAGAGAAGUUAGUCCUUCACAGGAGUGAUGAGUCUGUGAGCCUGCGAGGCACAUGCUGAGCUGAGCAUAGCUGACUUCAGCUGGACUACAGCACACACUCUUUCAUUAAGAUGGAUGAAAACACACAAAUGAACAGUGACAGUCACUACACUCCUAAAAGGUUCCAAAGGGGUUUUGCAGCAAUGCCAUAGAAGAACCAUUUCCCCAAAGAAGUAGAACCAUUUUUUCUUUAGUGCAAAGAACUUUUUUUUUUUUUUUAAUCUGAAGAGCUUUUUUCCAUUAUAAAGCUUUUGUGCAAUGGACAGUUCCCAUGGAUAUUAAAAGUUCCUCAUGGAACCAUAGAUGUCAAUAAAGAACCUUUAUUUUUAGGAGUUUAGAAUAAUGCAUUUAAGAGUUUAGAAUAUAAGACAUUCACACUACCAAAAAAGAAACCGCAAAACCUUACAAGGUAUAAGUUCUAUCUAUAUGCUAUUUUGUUAUCAUAUCGCAUCAGUUCUUAUAUGUGACCCUGGACCACAAAACCAGUCUUAAGUCGCUGGG